This is a messenger RNA of Dictyostelium purpureum, 2706 nucleotides long. RefSeq lists its product as uncharacterized. The coding region runs from base 1 to 2706 and encodes 901 amino acids. Gene Ontology annotation, molecular function: guanyl-nucleotide exchange factor activity. Lineage: Eukaryota; Evosea; Eumycetozoa; Dictyosteliales; Dictyosteliaceae. The record is from RefSeq and is a predicted model, not a curated record. The transcript has 5 exons.
AUGAAUAAAACAGAUAAUAUAUUUAUUAUACAACAAAAACUCCAGCAACAAAAAAAAGCUGAAGAAAAGUCAAAUUUAAUUUUGAAUAUAAAUAAAAAUAAAAAAAACCAAUGUGAUGAAAAUGUUUCAUUUUCAGCAUCAACUUCAUCACCCGCACCCUCAUCACCAUUACCAAGGACAUUUAAUAAAAAUACCUCCCCUACCUCAGCAACUCCCAUUUCAACUAUAAAUAAUAAUUUUAAAAAAAAUGUAACCACAUCACCAAUAUCAUCUGUAUCAUCUACAACUAAUAUAACAACACCACCACCUGUAAAAAAAACACCACCACCAGUGCCACCAAGAAAUUUUGUAAAUAGCCCACCAAAUUUAGAUAAACUACCUAAAAAUCCACCACCACCAGUACCACCAAAACCAAUAAACUACAUGAAAAAAAAUAAUAUUGAAAAUAACAACACCAACAAUAAUGAUAUUAAUAAUAUUUAUAACAAUAGUAAUAAUAAUAUACCCGAGAUUAAAGAUAUUGAAAAUGAAUAUAAAAAACUUUCCAUCGAAAUACCAGAUAAUAAUGAUAAUAAUAUAGAUUUAAUAAAUACACCAACUCAAAAGGAAGCUGAUGAUGAUAUGCAUACUAUUAAAACAGCUUUUAAUAGUAAUACCCCAAAUACACCAACUCCUAUUAGCAUUGAUACUAGUGUCGAAAUUACCGACAUUAAUAUCCAUCCACAGGUUGUUACACCCCCACCAUAUCUAUCACCAAUAGAUUCUCCUCAAUGUAAUAGUACAGAAUAUUUUUCACCUCAAUUCAAUAGUCCAACAUUAUAUAGUCCAGCAUUAUAUAGUCCACUUAACGAAUGGUCAACCCCUUCAGGUGAAUCUCCAGAAUAUAAAAGCCCCACAAUCAACAUAAUAUUACCACCAACACCUAACGAUAUUCCACAAAUAACUGGUGAAUCAACAUCACUAUCCACAUCGGUCGAGAUAAAACUAUCCAAUUCAAAACCACCACGAGAUCCAAAUAGUUCACCAGUUUUGGUUAAGAGAUCUGUUUCUAUUAUGGAGAACCUUAGUCAAAAGUCAUUACUUUCACCAUCAACCGCUCUUAACCUUAUGCCUAGAAAAUUAAACACAUCUGGUGAACGUUCAUCUGGAAGUAUUGCCCCUCCACCCUCUCCAACCUCAUCAAAAACUGGACAUCAUCAAAGCUUAAGUACAUCACUCGGACUAGAUUAUCAAGAAGGAAAACCUCAAAGAGUUUUAACAAGAAGAGUUGCAUCAUCAAAUCUUUUAAAAGAAGAUGCAGCAAAUGAAAACUCGACCAAUUCCAAAACAUUUAUAAUGAGCAGCAGUACAUAUAACCUUAGAAGUGAUGGAAUUGAAGAUGAUGAAGAAAACUCUCCUCCACCAACACCAAGUAAACAUCAAAGAGCCCAUAGUUUGAAUAAUGAAUCUUAUUCAUCAGCCACUAUAUCAUUUAAUUUAAGGGAUAGCUUUGAAAAAAUCAUUCCUGGUUCAAGUAAGAGUGAAAUUAAAGGAAUUUUAAUUGAAAAACUUGAUAUCCAGCAUUGCAAAAUUCAACAAAAAGAACCAAGAAAGCUAAAACUACCAGCUAUUGACUCGACAACUAGACUUAACAAGAGAAUAGCAGAAAUGAUUGAAACCGAAGCAGACUAUAUAGAUGACUUGGAAACAACAUUAAAUCUUUAUUUAUUUGCUUUCACCGAAAUGGAGAAGUUAAAAAUUAUUACCCAUAAUGAUAUCAAAUCAAUAUUUUCAAAUAUAGAAGAGCUUUAUCACGUUUCCUUAAAACUUUACCCAAUGCUACUUAAAACAAUUCCAUUAUUAGAACAAAAACAAUAUCCAAAUAUUGAAGAAAUAUUUUUAAAUAAUUUUAAAGCUUUUCAAAGAUAUGGUCCAUAUUUAUCCUCAUAUGAGCAAUCAAACAAAUUUUUAGAAAACCUUAUUGAAAAAAACGAAAUUGUAAAAUUCAUUAUUGACCAUAUUAAAAACAAAUUACCAUUAUCAAAACUAUUAGAUUUACAUGCCUAUCAAAUUAAACCAUGUCAAAGACUUUGUAAAUAUCCAUUACUUUUGAAAGAUGCCAAAUCAGCAGUACCAGAAAGUGAAGAACUCCAUCACAAAACAUUUGAAAGAGCAGUCAAAUUAAUGGAAAAAAUUGUAAAUGAUAUCAAUGGUAAAAUCAGUAAUGACGAAAAAAUUCAAUUAAUAGUUAAAGAAAUUGGUAAAGAAAUUGAAACUUUAAUUCACCAUCAAACCUUUUUAAAGGAGAGUAAAGUUAAAAAACUUAAAAAGAAAAAUACAGUCAAGGAAAUUCAAAUAUUUAUAUUAGAUCAAAAUAUAAUUCUUUAUGAAAAAGGGACAUUUAAAAAGAAACAUAAAGUUAUUUCAUUUAGUAAAAUUUCAAGAGUUUGCGAUCAUGAAAGUAAAACCCCAAACAGCUUUGGAGUUUAUUAUACAAAAGAUGGUAGCCCCACUAAAACACUUUCAAUACAAACGGACACUAACAAAGAAAAAACAGAUCUAAUGAAUUUAAUAGAUGAAACUCUUCAAAGCUAUAAAUAUAUUAAUGGUGAUAACAAUAACUUUUUGUAUAUAACUAAUAAUAACAACAAUCCAAAUUUAAGUAGAAAUAAUUUCAAUACAAUCAGACAAAAAAACAAUGAUAAAGAUGGUUUUGUUUUCUUUUAA